AUGCCGGAAACCGCACCCUUCAACUUGACGCCGCUCGACCGCCAGUUGCUGGCGAUGACUGACGAGCAGUUUGUGGCGCAUGACUGGGAUGACCUGCGCGACAUCAUCGCGCGGAACGAUCUCGGCGCACUCAAGCGCAGGCCCUCCGACUUGCGCCGAUACCUAGCGUGGUCCGCCGAGAUCAAAGCCCAGUAUGGCUCCAUCAUGAAUUAUAUCUGUCAGCAGCGGCUGCACUGGGCCCCCGGGCACCAGUCCACGGCAAAUGGCACCGCCAACGGAAGCACAUCAGCACCGCAAAGUGCUGUACCCGCGGGUAUCCAAAGUGGGCCUAUCCCCUUCACAAACCCGCGCCCAUUUGCCGACCCCUCGGACUACAAGAUCCUCCGCAAUGACUGGCCCUACGGCCUCGACCCCGGGAUCUCCCAUCUAGUCGUGUGGCUGCGCACUCCUAUCCCCGUGAAGUCGGACGAGGGCCACUUGACCGAGGAAUCGCGGGCGCUGAUCGAGGGGUUCGUGCAGAAGACGUUCGUCCGGCGACUGGCCGAGGAUGCUGGGCAGAGGUUCCCGGAGCCCCACGCUCAGGUGUUGUGGUUUAAGAAUUGGGUUGGCCUACAGAGUGUGCGGGCUUUGGAACAUGUGCAUGUCCUCGUCAGGGAUGUCCCCGAGGAUAUUCUGGUCGAGUGGUCGGGCGAGAAGGCGCAGUUGUAG
Messenger RNA from Penicillium canariense, 708 nucleotides. Its product is annotated as GIG1 family protein. The record is from RefSeq and is a predicted model, not a curated record. Gene Ontology annotation, biological process: N-acetylglucosamine metabolic process. Bases 1 to 708 code for a protein of 235 amino acids. NCBI's taxonomy places the organism in Eukaryota, Fungi, Ascomycota, Eurotiomycetes, Eurotiales, Aspergillaceae. The transcript has 2 exons. Gene Ontology annotation, cellular component: cytoplasm.